UUCCGUCAAUACUAUAAUUUUCCAACAUGGCGGCCAUCAGGAGCGGGGUGACUCCGUGUUGCCUGGCCAGAAGUUUUCUGAGACAGGCUGGAAAACCGCAAAGGGGCAGUGACUCUCUUUCAGUAAUGUUGAACCAACGGUUGCUCCAGAGGUCCUUUCUUCACACGGCGUUUGAGUGUCAGAGUUCUACUUCCAGGACUCUGCUGGGAAGCAGCCAGCAUGGGAAGUUUCUCUGGGUGAGCGCCGUGGCAGUCAGACAUAAAAGCUCACAGAGCCCGCCUGAAGAGGGAAGCAUCACAGCUCCUUUCUCUUUGCCCGCUGACCCCACCCCUAUCAUAGCACAACCAAUCUUGGAGCAGGUUCCAGUUGGAAGUACAACAGCACCAGUAGAGGACAUGUCUUCAUCUCCCCCAGUCCUGGUUUCCCCCCCUGAGCUUGUGUCCGCAGACCCCUCCCCUAUUUUUACACAGCCAAUCAUUGAGCAGGUGUACGAGGCUGCACCGACUGCACUGGAGGUCAUUCAGACUGGCAGCACAGAGACAAGUUUAGCAGAACUGGGAUUGGCCGGCCACACACCAGUGGGGCUGAUCCAGUACUUGUUGGAGUUAAUGCAUGUGGAUCUUGGUUUGCCCUGGUGGGGGGCCAUUGUGGUCGGAACCGUGUUGGCUCGUUUAGCUGUGUUUCCGGUUAUAGUGAAGGGCCAGAGGGAGGCAGCCAAGCUCAACAACGUUAUGCCCGAGAUGACCAAACUCACUAACAGGAUGAAUGAGGCCAAACAGAGCGGAAACAAAUUUGAUUUUGCAAAGGCCUACUCUGACCUGACCUUGUUCCAGAAGAAGAACGAUGUAAAUCCUCUCCGUGGCUUUCUAGUGCCAUUGGCUCAGGCCCCAGUGUUUAUCUCCUUCUUCAUUGCACUGAGGAAGAUGGCCUAUCUGCCGGUGCCCAGCUUGCAGACAGGGGGCAUGCUCUGGUUUUCAGACCUGACUGCUGCAGAUCCUUUUUACAUCUUACCUCUGGCCGUCACUGGAACCAUGUUCUUCAUCCUGGAGUUGGGUGCCGAGUCUGGAAUCGAUAACCCCAACCUGCGAGCCAUGAAGACCGUGUUCAGGAUUAUGCCCUUUAUCAUCCUCCCCCUCACUAUCAACUUCCCCACGGCGGUGUUCACCUACUGGUUGACCUCAAACUGCUUCUCCCUCGGUCAAGUUGCCCUGCUCAGACACCCCCUGAUUAGAGAUAAGCUAAACAUCCCGGAGAGGAUCAAACACCCAGCCUCAGCCAUGCCUGAAAGUGACGGCCUUAUCAAGAGCAUAAAGAAGGGAUGGAAAAAUGCUCAGCUGGCACAGCAGCUGGAGGAGAGAGAAAGACGAAUCAAAAAUCAUCUGGACAUUGCCUCCAAAGGCCCUCUAAGGCAGACUUUUACCCACAAUCCCCUCCAGCAGACUGCAGCAUCAAGUAAGAACAAGCCAGAGGUUGGCAAAGACAGGCCGUGGAAGGACACGAUUGGAUAGAUCAGACUGGCGAAUAGCUUGAAAGUGAAAUGAAUUAUGUGUAUAUUUAUGGAUGGAAGAGGGAGAGAGAGUGGUCAUCAUGUAUCGUUCUAAUUAAAGUGACAAAUCUGUACCAAAACCCCCACUUUUCUUUGUAUAUUGAGAUUUUUGAAAACACAUCACAUUACUAAGAAACUACAUUUGAACAGAAUUAAACAAAUGAGAUCAUG
This is a messenger RNA of Labrus bergylta (ballan wrasse), 1717 nucleotides long. RefSeq names its product OXA1L mitochondrial inner membrane protein (gene oxa1l). The record is from RefSeq and is a predicted model, not a curated record. Gene Ontology annotation, cellular component: mitochondrial inner membrane. Gene Ontology annotation, biological process: protein insertion into mitochondrial inner membrane from matrix. Gene Ontology annotation, molecular function: membrane insertase activity. NCBI's taxonomy places the organism in Eukaryota, Metazoa, Chordata, Actinopteri, Labriformes, Labridae.